AACUUUCACAAGGGUAAUACGACGCCGUUGGCUUCCUCGCCUCUUUCACCUGCCUCUGUUUUUUGAUUCUCACGUUACAUGCACACUCCAACUCUCCUCCCAACCUCCUUUCUCUCUGCGAUUUCAUACAAUUUUUCUCCAUUUCUGUAUGUCAAUUUUAGUAUUUACUCAAUAAAAUUUUAGAUCUCGUAAUUUAUAUACAGAAAUGGCAUCAGUUUCUUUAAGCCUCCGAACUGUGGAGGAGAUCUUCAAAGAUUUCAGUGCUCGUCGUGCUGGAAUCAUUCGUGCUUUAACUUACGAUGUGGAUGAAUUUUACGGGCUCUGCGAUCCAGAGAAGGAGAAUUUGUGUCUAUAUGGGCACCCAAAUGAAACUUGGGAAGUAAAUCUCCCAGCCGAGGAAGUUCCACCGGAGCUCCCAGAGCCAGCACUUGGCAUCAACUUCGCCAGGGAUGGAAUGAACCGAAGAGAUUGGCUUUCACUAAUUGCUGUGCACAGUGAUUGUUGGUUGCUCUCUGUCGCUUUUUACCUUGGGGCCAGGAUGAACCGCAAUGAAAGGAAGCGCCUGUUCAGCUUGAUCAAUGAUCUGCCAACAGUCUUUGAAGUGGUAACAGAAAGGAAGCCUGUAAAAGACAAGCCCAAUGCAGAUAGUGGGAGCAAAUCUCGUGGCAGCACAAAGAGAUCUAGUGAUGGUCAAGCCAAAAGUAACCCAAAGCCGGCAGAGGAAAGUUAUGAAGAAGAUGAAGAUGAACAUAGUGAGACACUAUGCGGAAGCUGUGGUGGAAAUUACAAUGCUGAUGAGUUUUGGAUUGGUUGUGACGUCUGUGAGCGGUGGUUCCACGGGAAGUGCGUGAAGAUAACUCCUGCUAAAGCUGAGAACAUCAAGCAAUAUAAAUGCCCAUCCUGCAUGAAGCGCGGAAGGCAGUAGUCGUUACUGGAUCAUAACUGAGGAAAAUAGUGUUCAUUCGGUGCUUGACAAAAUAGUAUAGCAAUAUUGCUUCUCAACUAUUUGUAGUGGAUAACUUUGUGAUGUUAAUAACAGUUUAUUCUGAAUGGGAUAAAGCCUGUUUUCUUCUGUACUAGGUGCUUUAUUUCAUUGUUAUAGCAUUUUUAUUUAGGAGUCUCAGAUUUGUUCUGAUGCUACGACAUUAUAUGGCUCCUAUGCAAUGUCCUUGAUGUAUCAUUAAAUCAAUGAGGUUAAGUCUUAUUUGUUUGUUUAUCUUCAA
Molecule: messenger RNA, 1223 nt
Organism: Sesamum indicum (sesame)
Lineage: Eukaryota; Viridiplantae; Streptophyta; Magnoliopsida; Lamiales; Pedaliaceae
Product: PHD finger protein ALFIN-LIKE 1
Biological process (GO): regulation of DNA-templated transcription
Cellular component (GO): nucleus
Molecular function (GO): histone binding; transcription coregulator activity; transcription cis-regulatory region binding
Source: RefSeq, a predicted model, not a curated record